Molecule: messenger RNA, 1123 nt
Organism: Diabrotica virgifera virgifera (western corn rootworm)
Lineage: Eukaryota; Metazoa; Arthropoda; Insecta; Coleoptera; Chrysomelidae
Exons: 5
Coding region: 396-950 (184 amino acids)
Source: RefSeq, a predicted model, not a curated record
AGUUACGUGAUAUUCAAACACCAGCACGAGACGGUGCCUUAUGUUUUCUACAUUUCUAGAAAAUAUAGGUAUUUUAUUAGUCACAACGCUUUCAAAUCCCGCAUAAAUUUAUGAUAAGAUAACGUUAAGAUACCGCGACACAAAAAUGUUCAGUCGGUACUAUUACCAAUAAUAAGUAAUCAUCGUAUACCUACUUUUGCGCGUAAUUUUUUGUGUUUUGUCUACAUAAUUUAAGUUUACCGCGUAGGUAUAGUUUGGUGCUUGAUUACCCCGGAAAUGAUCGUCAGUAUAAUGUGGUGAAACUUAAAGAAAAUGGUACACAAUUAAGUUAAGAAAAAUCACCAUUGUAACGAAAAGACUGCUUUAUAUUAUAACAGAAUAAGACUACAACAUUUAUGGAAGGUGCUGAAUUGAGGAGAAACUCAAAGAGAAAAUCCAAACUUAAAUUUUCAUCGUUCACCUCAUAUUUUAGAACGAGUAAGACAGGAAAUGACUUAAUAUCAUCCCCUACUAAUUUCGAGAGAAUGGACUUAUUCCCAGAUAACAUUUCUCCAGUGGUUGAUAUCCAAGAAUGUCCAUUCGAUGUUACGGGAUACGGAAUGCUGAUCAUGAAAGACAAGUUUAAACUUAAGAAACCAGUCAAGAGGAAAAAUGUUCUGGUUUUUAUGUUUGAGAGAAUUAUUAUCAUAACAGCAGAAGAACAGCCCGACACAUACUACUAUUUAGGCAGCAUCAAAAUGUGUGACUUGAGUAUGUCCACGUCUCCCAAAAUAAAUAGAAUUUUGCUGAAUGAUUUUAAUAAAAAUAAACACAGAGAAUCCCACUUAAAUAUAGAGUAUAACCUUAAAACUAAGGACGAAGAGGUUGCUCAUAAAUGGAGAUAUGCCAUUCAAAAAUGUUUAUGGAAAGAACUGCUAACGGCUAGAGAGCUGAGACAAAGACAAAACUGAGCAUCGGAAUCUGAAGCUAGCGGGUUUAAUAAAAGUCACGAGAGGACUUGACAGAACUUUGAUGUAAAGAAAAAAAGCAUUUCUUCAGAAUGUUUUUCAGCGACUGUGAUUUCCUAGCUCCUAGUACUUAAACUAUUGUUGAUUUACUUGUUGAAAUAAAACCAUAACAUAUU